AUGACAACCAAAUAUUACACAGGUCCAGACCUCUUCGUGGCAAUAUCGUAUUCAGACACCAAGCCAAAACAAUCCAGGUAUUUAGACACCAAGCCAACACAAUCCAGGUAUUCAGACAUCAAGCCCAAACAAUCCAGGUAUUCAGACACCAAGCCCAAACAAUCCAGGUAUUCAGACACCAAGCCAACACAAUCCAGGUAUUCAGACAUCAAGCCAACACAAUCCAGGUAUUCAGACAUCAAGCCAACACAAUCCAGGUAUUCAGACACCAAGCCAACACAAUCCAGGUAUUCAGACGCCAAGCCAACACAAUCCAGGUAUUCAGACGCCAAGCCAACACAAUCCAGGUAUUCAGACACCAAGCCAAGACAAUCCAGGUAUUCAGACGCCAAGCCAACACAAUCCAGGUAUUCAGACACCAAGCCAAGACAAUCCAGGUAUUCAGACGCCAAGCCAACACAAUCCAGGUAUUCAGACACCAAGCCAAAACAAGCCAGGUAUUCAGACACCAAGCCCAAACAAUCCAAUCAAUAUGAAAACAUGAAUUCAAUGACAAACGAUUCCACUGAAAAGGUACAACAUCGUCCGAGACAGGAGAUGACGAAGGUCACCCACUGCAGGCCGGGACAGGUGCAAUUCACGUAA
Molecule: messenger RNA, 645 nt
Organism: Pecten maximus
Lineage: Eukaryota; Metazoa; Mollusca; Bivalvia; Pectinida; Pectinidae
Product: salivary glue protein Sgs-3-like
Exons: 2
Coding region: 1-645 (214 amino acids)
Source: RefSeq, a predicted model, not a curated record